This is a messenger RNA of Aspergillus pseudonomiae, 1008 nucleotides long. RefSeq lists its product as uncharacterized. NCBI's taxonomy places the organism in Eukaryota, Fungi, Ascomycota, Eurotiomycetes, Eurotiales, Aspergillaceae. The transcript has 4 exons. The record is from RefSeq and is a predicted model, not a curated record. Bases 660 to 863 code for a protein of 67 amino acids. Gene Ontology annotation, biological process: carbohydrate metabolic process. Gene Ontology annotation, molecular function: hydrolase activity, hydrolyzing O-glycosyl compounds.
UGAAGGGCACUAGCGCCCCCAGCUUCCCCGUACACCAUACCAGGACGUACCUGAUGGUGCCUUUGUUGUUCCCCAGUUUUCUUUUUCUUUUCCGGUGUCCAAAAGACAACAAACCAAGGCGCGCCAGGGUUGCUGUUGCGGGGCAAAUACCUUUCCAACCGACUCACUGGGCCACCUGAUGGGCUUUCUCAGGCCAUGGCUCAGAAUGCCGAGAAACAAUGUGCACUGACUGACAACACACUACUACUCUAAGAAACAGAAGUCUACAGGAUCCAUUAUAGCUCCGCCCACAUCAUCGCAUCUAUUGAUGGAAUUUGUUCCACUCGCGUCGCUGAAUCUGGAACACCCACGCCGAUCACAGAGCAAACAGCGGGUCUCCCUUUCCCCCCUCUGCAUGCGUGACAGCUUGCGCCGGGACGGCCAGUGGGUAGCUGUGCCGAGACCGCAAAGCAAGGACUACAUCAUUUGUUGUACUUAACCACUUUUUCCAUUGUUGGUGGCGUCGGGUGGUCCCUCGUUGCCAUGCCGGUAGUUAUUUAUAUCAUUCUUUCUCCCCUCCACUCUUGGUGAUUUUCCCUCACUCAGCAAUCCCUCUUGGUGAACAUCCUGUGGUGACCUGGUAUCCAUUUUCUGUUCUGCUGGUUACCUUGCACGUUAUCAUGAAGUUUGGUUGGUUCGAGGUGGCCGCAUUGACGGCUGCCUCAGUAGUCAAUGCCAAGGAUGAUCUCGCGUACUCCCCUCCUUUCUACCCUUCCCCGUGGGCAGAUGGUCAGGGUGAAUGGGCGGAAGUGUACAAGCGCGCUGUGGACAUAGUGUCCCAGAUGACGCUGACCGAGAAAGUCAACUUUUUAGAUGGCAGCUAGAGAGAUGUGUUGGACAGACUGGCAGUGUUCCCAGGUAAGUAACUUUCCAACGUGACAUUACACCCGUACAGAAGGCUAAUGGUUGUGAAUAUAGACUUAACAUUCCCAGCCUGUGCUUGCAGGAUAGCCCUCUCGGUAUCCGUUU